AUAAAUAUAUCCACCCCCUCAGUCCUAGUUUCCCUUCUAAUGCUUUUAGCACCUAUCAUCUCAACCACCCUCAACCUCCACAAAAACAACUCCUACCCCCAUUACGUAAAAACAACCAUCGCUUAUGCCUUCACAAUUAGCCUCAUCCCUAUGAUAAUAUUUAUCCAGUCAGGGCAAGAAACUAUCUUAUCAAACUGACAUUGAAUUACUAUUCAAACCAUCAAACUUUCUCUCAGCUUCAAGCUAGAUUACUUCUCAAUAAUUUUCAUGCCCGUAGCACUAUUCGUUACAUGGUCUAUCAUAGAAUUCUCCAUAUGGUACAUGCACACAGACCCUUAUAUUAAUCGAUUCUUCAAAUACCUACUAAUAUUCCUCAUCACCAUACUUAUCUUAGUCACUGCCAACAAUCUGUUCCAACUCUUUAUCGGAUGAGAAGGAGUAGGAAUUAUGUCCUUCUUACUAAUCGGCUGAUGAUACGGCCGAGCAGAUGCAAACACCGCAGCCCUGCAAGCCAUCCUAUAUAACCGAAUCGGAGACAUCGGCUUCCUAGCAGCCAUGGCAUGAUUCCUCUUCAACUCCAACACAUGAGAUCUGCAACAAAUCUUCUCACUCAACCUUAACAACACUAACUUCCCCCUAAUAGGGCUAGUCCUUGCUGCAACAGGGAAAUCAGCCCAAUUCGGACUCCACCCAUGACUACCCUCAGCCAUAGAAGGUCCAACACCUGUCUCAGCCCUACUCCACUCCAGCACAAUGGUCGUAGCAGGUGUAUUUCUCCUCAUUCGAUUUUAUCCACUAAUCGAAAACAACUACCCCAUCCAAUCCACAAUCCUAUGUCUAGGAGCUAUCACCACCCUAUUCACCGCAAUCUGCGCCCUCACCCAAAACGACAUCAAAAAAAUUGUAGCCUUUUCCACCUCCAGUCAACUAGGUCUAAUAAUAGUAACAAUUGGUAUUAACCAACCUCACCUAGCGUUCCUCCAUAUCUGCACCCACGCAUUCUUCAAAGCCAUACUAUUCCUAUGCUCCGGAUCAAUUAUUCACAGCCUUAACGAUGAACAAGACAUCCGAAAAAUAGGAGGCCUAUUCCAUACCCUACCCUUUACCACUACUGCCCUAACUGUAGGCAGCCUAGCAUUAACAGGAAUACCUUUCCUAACAGGAUUUUACUCCAAAGACCUGAUCAUUGAGUCCGCCAACACGUCUUAUACCAACGCCUGAGCCCUAACAAUUACCCUUAUUGCCACCUCCCUGACUGCUGUCUACAGCACCCGCAUUAUCUUCUUCGCCCUACUCGGCCAACCACGCUUCCCUACACUCAUUAUUAUCAACGAAAACAAUCCCUACCUAAUAAACUCCAUCAAACGCCUCCUGAUCGGAAGCAUCUUCGCCGGAUUCCUCCUUACCAACAACAUUGUUCCAAUAACUAUCCCACAAAUAACUAUACCCCUCUACUUAAAGAUAACAGCCCUAUCCGUAACUAUCCUAGGCUUUACCAUUGCCAUAGACCUCAACACAGCCACACAAAACCUAAAAUUUAAACGCCCCCUAGCCCCCUCCAAAUUCUCCACCCUUCUCGGCUACUUCCCAACAGUCAUACACCGCUCCCUCCCCUUAAUAAACCUCAUCCUAGGCCAAAAAAUAGCCUCUCUCCUACUAGACUUAGCCUGACUAGAAAUCGCACUACCCAAAUCAAUCUCCCAACUUCAAAUAAAAACCUCAACUUUAAUUUCCAGUCAAAAAGGCCAAAUCAAAUUAUAUUUCCUCUCUUUCUUCCUUACACUCGCCCUAACCCUACUUAUAUUUAAUUUCCACGAGUAA
Molecule: messenger RNA, 1821 nt
Organism: Hipposideros armiger (great roundleaf bat)
Lineage: Eukaryota; Metazoa; Chordata; Mammalia; Chiroptera; Hipposideridae
Source: the annotation of a RefSeq genome assembly